AUGGGAUAUCUUGAGCAGGGACAGAAGUACAGAACCACUUACAGUAGAUAUCAAGCCCUUAUACCCAAAAUUUCUAGGAUUUUGGGUGUUGUUAAUGCAUUUGGGUUCAUUGCUUUGGCCUUUAGAGGUCACAAUCUUAUACUAGAGAUACAGGCUUCCAUGCCUUCAAGUGAAAGAAUCCGUCACAAGUGCCAAUGUGGAAGGGUGUCAAAUCUGCGUAUCUUCCAAUUGCAAUGUGCUUAUUUCCCCUUGCAAUUGAAGGCUAUUGGGCUUAUGGAAAUAUGUGUUGUAAGCUCCUUCCAACUCCAUGGCAUGCCAAUAUUUGAUGGCAUAGAGUAUAUACGCACAAGCAGGAUGAAGCAGCCAUGUCCGUGGUGGUUUCGAGCAAUUUCCCGAGUCAUUUUUGGGUUCUUCUGCUUCUUUUCAGCCGUCGCCAUCUCAUUUUAUGGAAGCCAACUUCAAUGUCUUAGUGGAGGCUUCUCAUUACCUCUAACUUUAGCUCUUCCAUGUUUUAUGUGGAUUAAGAUUAAGAAACCAGAGGCAUAUAGCCCAAUGUGGUGGUUUAAUUGGACACGAGGGUUGUUUGGAAUGGCUCUAAGUGGGAUUUUGAUUGUGCCAGGAGUGUAUGCUGUAAUUGUCACUGGUAUUGAGUUCCUUGCUGCAGCUGUUGAUGAUGCCAACUGCUGUUGUGGUGGCUGCCGGCUGCUGAUAAUAAUAAUGAGUCCAACACAUUCAUAUGGGAGGAUUCCAAAGUUUUGA
Quercus lobata is the source of this 759-nucleotide messenger RNA. Its product is annotated as lysine histidine transporter-like 8. Lineage: Eukaryota; Viridiplantae; Streptophyta; Magnoliopsida; Fagales; Fagaceae. The coding region runs from base 1 to 759 and encodes 252 amino acids. The record is from RefSeq and is a predicted model, not a curated record. The transcript is spliced from 6 exons.